AUGUUGGCAGGCGGAGAACAGCAGCACAGAGAGCCACUGCGAGAAAUACAAGCACCGAGGGCAGCGGUUCCUGCACCUAUUGCCCCUCAGCGGGCUACAGCAACAGCAGCAAGCAUACAGAAGACAUCAAGCACCGGUAAACGUUCUGCCAACAAGGAGACAGUUGACGAAGCUCCACCGGUACACCGCAAGCCUCCACGCAAGAAACCAAUGGUCCAGGACUGUGUUACAGCAGAGGAUGAUGAUACCUCUUCUUCUUCUUAUGUCUCCGCUGAAGGUUCAAUUAGCGUGGGCACAGUGACUAAGGCCGCAACAUCUUCGGUGGGGGUGCCGGUGUCAGCUAGGCCACCCAUCCCUGUUGGGGCUGCAGUUUCCGUGGCUCAACCUGCUGCUGCACCUCAACUUGAGCGAGUUCCUGCCAAUGUUAUGACUAUCGGUGCUCCCCGUGUGGAUGAUGAUGCCGCACCGCUGUCCCCGUCGGCACAUAACCUUGUACAUCGUCUGAACUUACCAAGAAAGCAAGUGAUGUUGCCACCUCCAAAACCUCCUUCCGCUGCUGCCCCCUAUGGUGUCAAGACGCUUGAGAUUUACUCCGUACUGGUGGACAAAAAGCACGUCCAUUACCAAUUCACACUCGACUAUGAAGAGUUCCGCAAGAGAUGGAAGGGGAAGGAUGUAUGGUACCGCUUCCCAGGUAAGGGAAAACAGCAGAUACUGUUGGAUGACGAAAAGCGAUACCAUCAGUUCCUGACCAGGGUCAAGGAGAAUAACGAGGCCCCAACCAUGUGGGAGCAUUCUGAUGCUGACUUCCAUGAUGAUGAUGAUGAUGCCAGUUUCUAUUCAAAGCCACCACCACCACCACCACCACCACCACCACCACCACAGCCAUCACUUUGA
Messenger RNA from Morchella importuna, 897 nucleotides. RefSeq lists its product as uncharacterized. The coding region runs from base 1 to 897 and encodes 298 amino acids. The transcript has 3 exons. The record is from RefSeq and is a predicted model, not a curated record. NCBI's taxonomy places the organism in Eukaryota, Fungi, Ascomycota, Pezizomycetes, Pezizales, Morchellaceae.